Messenger RNA from Cottoperca gobio, 2959 nucleotides. RefSeq names its product ELAV-like protein 2. NCBI's taxonomy places the organism in Eukaryota, Metazoa, Chordata, Actinopteri, Perciformes, Bovichtidae. Gene Ontology annotation, molecular function: RNA binding. Gene Ontology annotation, cellular component: ribonucleoprotein complex. The transcript has 5 exons. The record is from RefSeq and is a predicted model, not a curated record. Bases 198 to 875 code for a protein of 225 amino acids.
UGUAUCGUCUUGUGCUUGCAGGGCAGAGUCUAGGUUAUGGAUUUGUGAAUUACGUGGACCCGAAGGACGCAGAGAAAGCCAUCAAUACCUUAAAUGGCUUGAGACUUCAGACCAAAACCAUCAAGGUUUCUUAUGCGCGUCCAAGCUCCGCCUCCAUCAGAGAUGCAAAUUUGUACGUCAGCGGCUUGCCAAAAACAAUGACUCAGAAGGAACUGGAGCAGCUCUUCUCUCAGUACGGACGCAUCAUUACCUCACGCAUCCUGGUGGACCAGGUGACUGGCGUCUCCAGAGGCGUCGGCUUCAUUCGUUUUGACCGGCGAGUUGAGGCCGAGGAGGCCAUCAAGGGUCUGAACUGUCAGAAGCCGCCCGGCGCCACCGAACCCAUCACGGUGAAGUUUGCGAACAACCCGAGCCAGAAGACGAGCCAGGCUCUGCUCUCCCAGCUGUAUCAGUCGCCCAAUCGAAGGUACCCAGGACCCCUCGCACAGCAGGCACAGCGCUUCAGGUUGGACAAUCUGCUGAACAUGGCGUACGGAGUGAAAAGCAGGUUCUCCCCCAUGGCCAUCGACGGCGUGACCAGCCUGGCUGGCAUCAACAUCCCAGGACACGCAGGCACGGGCUGGUGCAUCUUCGUCUACAACCUGGCUCCGGACGCAGACGAGAGCAUCCUCUGGCAGAUGUUUGGGCCGUUUGGUGCCGUCACAAACGUCAAGGUUAUCCGCGACUUCAACACAAACAAGUGCAAAGGAUUUGGUUUCGUCACCAUGACUAACUACGACGAGGCGGCCGUGGCCAUCGCCAGCUUGAACGGAUACCGCCUCGGGGACAGAGUGCUGCAAGUCUCGUUCAAAACCAACAAAACACACAAAGCCUAAAACCCACCGAGAUCGUUUCUAGAAAACUCCGCAGAAAAUGGAAACAGAAAAUGGAAGCGCAUUGACCGUAACUUUCUACAUUAGUAAACACAGCUUUGUAAAUCAGUGUUACGAAGAAGAAGAACUAAAUUUAGCGUCCAAUGUGAUUUCUUUUUUCUUUUUAUUGCUACGCUUUGAAUCUUUAAUAUUGUUUAAAACAGGAAAAAAGAACUUGAGGUCUGAAUGCCUGUGACUCUACAGAUGGACCGUCUGAACGUUUUGUCAUUUUGUUGCUUUGAAACCGUAAGUCUUGUAAAGUUCCGUGUAGUGAUUUUCUUUGUACUUCGUGUCCUGAUUUGCCUUCAGUGGUUAGCGAGUCCUUCUUUUGAACUCUUUGCGGUUUGGUUGAUUUUGUAAGUAUUCCGUUGAUUGUAAUAUGAGUUGGUUAUUGGUCGGCUGCAUAAUGUUGCUUAUUGUAAACUUAAUGGAUAAAAGACAAAAAACAAUUCUUAAAGCAGUACCUUGCCAAAGAGCUAAGAACCUCUUUGAUGUGGGUUUAAAAAGCAUCUAUUUUUAUAAAAAGAACAAUUUGGAGAAACUUUUUACUGGACCUGGAACAAAAUAUUUUGACUUGGAUACUUUGAGAAAUAUCUUCAUAUGACACCUUGUGAGCUUUUGAACUUUACAGGAAAGUUUGCAGUGGUUGAAAUUUCUGGGGAGAUUUCUGAUGUAAAAGAUACCUUUUGAGAUCUUUGUAUUAUCUUUAGAUUAUCUUUAGAUUAUAGAAUCAAUGGCAGUGCUGGUUUCAUGUGUAGAAUCAUCUGUGGGUCCCCCGUCAUCCCGGUCGUUACACGACGAGCAACUCGCUUUCUGAUUUGAUUUGGAAACGGACAGUAAUACAAAGUGCAUGCAACAUUCUAACGUGGAGAUAUGUUAAAAGGUAAAAGGGGGAUAAAAUCAGUUCUUCCUAAAGUGUCCCUUCAGACGGAGCUCAUGCGAUAAUAUCAUUAGACUGAUUUUGUCUCGAUAUGGACCGAUGAGGGUUUUUACAGACUGUGUGAACGAUUGAGGACGAGCCGACGAAGGCAGCGGCUUAAGAAGAAUAGAGCGGAUUACUCCGCAGCUCCGAGCGAUGUAAAUAAGUCCUUUUUAUGUUGACUUGUUUUAGUUCUAGUUUGGACUUCAUCGGAAAGUGUGAUAUUAUAUAUAUCGUUUUCUGUUUUCUUUUAUUGAGUAUGUAAGGUAUUUUAAUUUUGGAUAUUAACCUUUCCCUUUCAGUUGAACAGCAUUACAGUGCAACACAUUUGUUGGUUGUUUGGUCUGUAGAUAGUCUUGCUUCGUAAAAAAAAAGAAAAGUUAUUAAGAAACUAUAGACAUGUUUUUGUUUUUUUAUAUAUAAACAUUAUAGAUAUAUAUUUAUGUGGUAAAGAAUGGAUAUAAACCACAGUUUUGAACUAUUUGAUUAGUUUUGUUUUUUUCAUACUCAUAUAUAUAUAUACGUAAUGCAUAUAACCUGUCUUUAAAAUGGUAAAAGGUGUAUAUUGCUUCACUUUGGGGGGUGGGCAGCGAAGCAGAGUUAGUGAACAACACCUGGUGGACACGAUGCACCUGCACCUGCACCUGCGUGGGCUUUAAACAGUUAGUCAUGCUUCCCCGUAAACGAGCAGUGUGCUAUGCAUUAUAUAAUUAUUAUCUUUGCAACUGCUUUUUCUUGUUUCUCUAUUCCUUUUUGUGUUACUUGUAAAAGUUAAAUUUAAGUCUAGAUGAGUUGUGAUACUUGCUGCUGUGGGGUCGAGACCACCGUUUCACGCCGGACCGUCAACGUUGGAAAUCUUUUGUUCUUUUUGUAACUUCACGAUAAUUUGGUCUGGACAAAUUGUGCCGACGGUCCGGCGUGAAACAGGUUCCCUUCCCCCCUCCUAUCAACUCUUAAUAUAAGAAUGAUUAUUUAUUUGAAGUUGUAUAGUCUGACUUGGUUCACGGCGUUUUUUGGAAUAGAAUAUCUUUUGUUGAGUAUUUAAAAGGAUGUACAUGUUCUUUACUUUGUGUUUAGAUACUUUGGAUUUUUUCCAUGUUCAGUACAUCAAUAAAUAAGUUGAAGGGCA